AUGCUGGCGUCCAAAUUUCUUAUCCUGAUAUCAGCGAUAUUCUGGUGUUUGAAUGGAGUUCUGGCUGUCACCUGCGCCGAUGAUCCCACGGAUGCCAAUUGCAUCGAUUGCACCACCGACACCACCAACGAUGAAUGCACCACCACUACAACAACAACCACGGUGGCUCCAACUUCCUCCACAACCACAACAACAACACCACCAACAAUAUUUGCAACCAUUAAGAACAUGAAGCUCAGAGUCAAAAAUAAAAUAAUGAGGUUGUUAACAAAACAGUUUUAA
This is a messenger RNA of Drosophila rhopaloa, 282 nucleotides long. Its product is annotated as ELMO domain-containing protein C-like. The coding region runs from base 1 to 282 and encodes 93 amino acids. The record is from RefSeq and is a predicted model, not a curated record. The transcript has a single exon. NCBI's taxonomy places the organism in Eukaryota, Metazoa, Arthropoda, Insecta, Diptera, Drosophilidae.